Messenger RNA from Prosopis cineraria, 2982 nucleotides. Its product is annotated as potassium transporter 8-like. Lineage: Eukaryota; Viridiplantae; Streptophyta; Magnoliopsida; Fabales; Fabaceae. Gene Ontology annotation, molecular function: potassium ion transmembrane transporter activity. The transcript has 8 exons. Gene Ontology annotation, cellular component: membrane. Bases 443 to 2773 code for a protein of 776 amino acids. The record is from RefSeq and is a predicted model, not a curated record. Gene Ontology annotation, biological process: potassium ion transmembrane transport.
CGCAACAGAGUGAAACUCGAACGUCAGAGUUGUAUCAGGAGGAAUGGAGAAGUCCCUCUCAGUGGUCCCUGUUAACUAGGCCUUCAAAAGACAUUAACGAUUUGCGAUAAGCGCAUGCCAUGCCAUGCCAUAUUUGAUGGUUUCUCUAUCCACAACCUCAACCCAGAAUACCAAUUAUCAAGCCUCCUCAUUUUUUAAUCUCAAGCCAACCCAUUCCAUAUCACCUCCUCGUCGACACACGUUUCUCUAGUAUCUGGUAUAUAUAUUAAAAAAAAAAAAAAGCAAAAGGUUGUAUUAGUUAUGCUGCGGCCACUUCCCCCUUGAUAUUUUUUUGUUUUUCUACUUGUUUCUUCUGGGGCGGGGGUCAAUCCUUGAAGGUUAUAUCUUCAUCAUCCUUUAAUUGGACUCUAGAGAUGGAAGCUUUGUAGCUCUGGGAUAGCCAAUGAUGGACUUGGAAUCCGUGGUAUACCAAAAUCCGACUAAGAAAGAAUCAUGGAAGACGGUACUGACUCUGGCUUAUCAAAGCUUGGGAGUUGUCUAUGGAGAUUUGAGCACUUCCCCUCUUUACGUCUACAAAAGCACCUUCGAUGAGGAUAUUCAGCAUUCAGAAACCAAUGAAGAAAUAUACGGGGUUCUGUCUUUUGUAUUUUGGACGCUCACACUGAUUCCUCUGGUCAAGUAUGUCUUCAUUGUGCUUCGAGCAGAUGACAAUGGCGAAGGAGGCACUUUUGCUUUGUAUUCCUUGCUGUGCCGGCACGUCCGAGUUAGCUUACUGCCAAAUACCCAGCAAGCUGAUGAAGACUUAACGGAAUAUACUAAAGACGGGACUGUACUGGUCGAUAAGAAGAAUGUUGGGUGGGGCUUGAAAUCAGUGUUGGAAAAACAUAGGGUGCUUCAGAGAGUGUUACUUAUUCUGGCUUUGAUAGGGACUUGCAUGGUCAUUGGCGAUGGCGUGCUCACACCAGCGAUUUCUGUUUUUUCCGCCGUAUCAGGCCUUGAACUUUCCAUGUCUAAAGAGCAGCAUCGAUAUGUUGAGGUUCCAGUGGCUUGUAUAAUUCUGGUACUUUUGUUUGCCCUCCAACAUUAUGGGACCCACCGAUUGGGGUUUCUGUUUGCUCCUGUCGUGCUGACCUGGCUGUUAUGCAUUAGUGCCAUUGGUGUCUAUAAUAUCUUUCACUGGAACCCACAUGUUUAUGAAGCUCUCUGCCCAUAUUACAUGUUCAAGUUCCUGAGAAAGACCCAGAGGGGAGGCUGGAUGUCAUUAGGUGGGAUCCUUCUGUGUAUAACGGGUUCUGAAGCUAUGUUUGCUGAUCUAGGACACUUUUCACAGCUGUCAAUUAAGAUCGCUUUCACCUUUUUAGUGUAUCCUUCUUUAAUUUUGGCGUAUAUGGGACAAGCUGCGUAUCUUUCCAAGCACCAUAUCUUGGAGAGUGACUAUCGAAUCGGUUUCUACGUAUCUGUUCCUGAGAAGAUUAGAUGGCCUGUUCUUGCAAUAGCCAUACUUCAAGCUGUUGUUGGAAGCCAAGCAGUAAUCACAGGGACUUUCUCAAUAAUCAAGCAAUGUUCUGCUUUGGGCUGCUUCCCCAAAGUCAAAAUUAUUCACACGUCAUCUAAGAUACACGGCCAGAUUUACAUUCCAGAAAUCAACUGGACUUUGAUGCUUCUUUGCCUCGCCAUCACUAUUGGAUUUCGAGACACCAAACGCAUGGGAAAUGCAUCAGGCUUGGCUGUCAUAACUGUGAUGCUGGUGACUACUUGCCUGAUGUCUCUAGUUAUAAUCUUGUGCUGGCGCAAAAGCAUUUCGCUAGCCAUUUCCUUUAUGUUGAUAUUUGGUUCCAUUGAAGCACUGUACUUCUCUGCAUCCCUCAUCAAGUUCCUAGAAGGGGCAUGGGUCCCCAUUGCCCUCUCCUUCUCCUUCCUCGCUGUCAUGUGUGUAUGGCAUUACGGUACACUCAAGAAAUACGAGUUUGAUCUUCAAAACAAGGUCUCCAUCAAAUGGCUCCUCGGUCUAGGCCCUGCUCUCGGCAUUGUAAGAGUCAGAGGAAUUGGCCUCAUACACACACAGCUCGUAUCAGGAAUCCCAGCUAUAUUCUCUCAAUUCGUCACCAAUCUGCCAGCUUUCCAUCAGGUCGUCGUCUUCCUCUGCAUUAAAUCCGUGCCAGUGCCUCACGUCAGACCUGAGGAGAGGUUCUUGGUGGGGAGAGUUGGCCCAAAAGAGUAUCAGCUCUAUCGGUGCAUAGCACGGUAUGGUUACCGUGAUUUCCACAAGGAUGACACAGAGUUUGAGAACGAUCUUGUCUGCAGCAUAGCAGAAUUUAUCCGAUCAGACAGUUUUGAGAAUGUCUCAGCGCUGGACAACAUUGAAGUGGAUGCAAAAAUGACAGUUGUUGGGACGUCAGCUUCAAAACUCAAAGGCAUAAGAAUGUGUGAAGAAAACGGAGCUUGUUCUCAAAUGGAAGGCACUUCAGAGUUGAGGGAGGUCAGGUCUCCGGAAAGGGUUAAGAAGAGAGUGAGGUUUGUGGUGCCAGCAAGUCCACAGAUAAACUUGGACGCGAGCGAGGAGUUGCAGAAGUUAAAGGAAGCAAGGGAAGCAGGAAUGGCUUUCAUAAUGGGCCACUCGUACGUAAAAGCCAAAAGGGGAUCGAGCUGGAUAAAGAAAGCAGUGAUCAAUUAUGGGUUUGAUUUUCUGAGGAGGAACUCUAGAGGACCAAAUUAUGCUUUAAACAUACCUCAAGCAUCUACUCUAGAGGUUGGCAUGAUCUAUUAUGUCUAGUGUAGCAGUUAUCGUUUCCUAGUUAUCUGAGUUAUCACUGUAAUAUAAACGUGCAGAUAGAGUCAUAUAUGAACUUGGUUAAUUGAAAUGGAGCUUGAGGUGAUGGAGGGUAAACAGUGGUGUUAAUUGUCCCCACCCAGGGUAAGACACUAAGACAUUCCGAUACUGUAGAUUCUACACAAAGCAAUGUUACUAGCCUUGUUACAAAA